Molecule: messenger RNA, 462 nt
Organism: Symbiodinium sp. CCMP2456
Lineage: Eukaryota; Dinophyceae; Suessiales; Symbiodiniaceae
Source: the annotation of a GenBank genome assembly
CUUUCCUUUAGCAAAAGUCCGCUUCAGACCUGGUCGCACAGCGAGGUGGACAUGGCUCGGACAAGGGGUGCCCCCCGGCUUCUUACGGCACUUCUUCUCGUGGCGGCAGUGGCCAUUGGCCUGCCACGUGCUUUCAUCUGCGUGCCGAAGAAGGCAGCUGAUAGGGCUUUGUCUCCAGCACUCGGCGCCGCAGCAACGCUAGCAUGGGCGGAGCAGGCGCGAGCCGUGCAGGAGUAUCAGUACAUCGCGCCGGACAGAACCGGCCAGGAGCCGCAGUAUUUCCCCAAUGUCCUUGACCCGAAGUUCUCCUUCGAGGACUGGUUGAACAACCCGGAUUCUGAUUACCUGGUCUUCUUGACGGUGGUUACCGUGGCGGUGGUGGUUCUGAACUUCCUCCUCGACGUGGCGAACGGACUCUCGGAGGCCCUGGCCAGCGGCAAGUCCGGAAACCAGCAGCAGUGA